Messenger RNA from Candidula unifasciata, 237 nucleotides. NCBI's taxonomy places the organism in Eukaryota, Metazoa, Mollusca, Gastropoda, Stylommatophora, Geomitridae. The record is from the annotation of a GenBank genome assembly.
AUGGAUGUUUAUUCCUGCGGUUUAUGGAUGUUUAUUCCUGCUGUGUAUAGAUGUUUGUUUCUGUUGUGUAUGGAUGUUUGUUCUUGUUGUGUAUGGAUGUUUGUUCCUGUUGUGUAUGGAUGUUUGUUCCUGUUGUGUAUGAAUGUUUGUUUCUGUUGUGUAUGGAUGUUUGUUCCUGUUGUGUAUGGAUGCUUGCUCCUGUUGUUUUGUAUGGAUGUUUGUUUUUGUUGUGUAUAG